Messenger RNA from Rhipicephalus sanguineus (brown dog tick), 5838 nucleotides. RefSeq lists its product as uncharacterized. The transcript has 5 exons. Bases 279 to 1808 code for a protein of 509 amino acids. The record is from RefSeq and is a predicted model, not a curated record. NCBI's taxonomy places the organism in Eukaryota, Metazoa, Arthropoda, Arachnida, Ixodida, Ixodidae.
GCAGCUGGCUCCGCGGUGCGCUCGUUUUCGGGGGCGGAGCUAUGCGGGGCCGUUCGCGCUGGACAAGGAAGCUACAACAAUCGAAAGGUGGCGGCCAUGGCGGGGAACGGCUGAUUGAUGCAGCCAAGCAGCUCGUGCUGCACUGUAGAUACUGCACUACCGCGGUUGUCGAGAAGCUCAUGGAAAGGUUCGGCCAGUCGGCGGGGCGGCGGUGAGCCAUGGCGCUACGGUGGCGGUGUUGACGACCCACGUCCCCGUCAUCGACCGGUCGCAGCAGCAUGGCUGCAGCCGGGUGUGCCCCAUCGCUCCUCCUGCUGCUAUUGCUGCUGGUGCACGCCGUGUGCCGAGGAGAUGGCUGCGACUUUCCAGUGGCCUGGUGGGGUGAGUGGUUCCUGCAAGGAGCACGGGAACCUGUGCGCAUCAACCGCACCCACAUAUCCACGCGGGGCCGCUGUCUGGAGGGCCGCGAAAGCAAGUUUUUGCUGUCCGAGACUGGCUGUGUGCGCUGCUUGGGCAUCAGUGCUAAGCACACAAAUGUGCUGCAGUACAAAGAGACAGCUUGCUCACACCAGACAUCGCACGCAGCCGUGUGUGCUGAGUUUGCAGGUGAUGCCAGCCUGUACUCGCUCUUUCGACUCAACGGCAGUGAGCAGGAGUGCCCCAUGCAGGGCCCCCUGCUCUUCAGCUACAACCAGGGUGGCGGUGACUGUGCCAAUCCCCCCUCGAACCUGGAGUCUUGCACUGAGCCCAGCCGGCUGCUGCUACGCUUCCAGGCCUGUGCCAGCGUUCUGGGCUCCGAAAGUAGAGAGGAGCAGCUGACGUGCCUGGCUUCUUGGAAGGAGGGCUCGGUGCGCUACCUGGUUGGCCGACUGGUGCAUGCAGCAGCCAAGACAGAUGCCGAUCGAUUGCGUUGCUUUGCUUACGAGCAGGCCGACGGUGGCUGGCAACUUGCUCAGUCGGGGGAUGCGACGUGUGAUGCCCUGAGUGGUGCCACCGAGGGAUCACGCACAUUGCGUCUGUGGCCACCUCCGAUGCUGACGGGUCGUGAGUGCAGCUGGCCAGACUGGUUCUCACAAGGUGCUUGGCAGCCACUCGGGGAGGCUGGUGCACCUCUGAAGGUGCUGGCAGCCGAUGUGCUGCUCAUGGGUGCCACACGGCUGCGCUGUCUUGAGCCACUGCCAGCUCUGAGUGAGCCAGCUGAAGCACGCUUCAAGGUCCAGGCCGUGCAUCAGUGUGCCAGCCAGCGGCGCUGCCUGGGGCUCCUGAGGAGGACACCGCACAUAGUGGAGCUGCGGCUGGGCGACUGUGAGCAGCCAUCACGGCCGCUUACGUUGGUGCAGCAGCAGCAGGCAGGAGGCAGCUGUGGACCCAUCCUGGGACGUCUCUUCCUGCUACCUCAAGGAGGGGCCACAGCAGGCCUGCUGCUGCGUGGCUGUGGUGGCAACUCUGUGCUUAGCUGGGACUGUCGCGACCAUCAGGAACAGCUGCAACUGCUGCUGGGAUGUGGCUCUGACAUCCACCGAUUUAGGUGCCAUGGCAGCUGGGAGGAGAACGGCACACGCCUGCUGGUAGCAAGUGCAGUGUCUAGCCAGCGGCACUACUGCAUUGCUGUGUUGGCACAGCGUGUGCAGUUUGCUGAGAGCCCCCCUGCAUGCGUCCCGGGGCUGCCCUGGCCAUGGUUGUCCUUUGAGCUGACACGCACCGACAGCUGUGACUCUCAAGAGACUAGUGCAGCUGCUGGCCAGUGGCCCCUGUUACCAAUGUUAGUGCUUUUGAUGUUGCCGCUUGCAGUCCAGAGGCUUUCCUAGGUGCUGUGGUGGACAGGAAACUGCACGACAGUGUUGGUGCUGGCCUUGUGUCUUCUUGCACUGUGACCAAAAGCUGGGCUGUGUUCGUUGGAGGAAGAAGACUCUAGAUGCACAUCUAAGCGGAGGCCUCUGUUUGGGCUUUCGGUGGAAUUCAUUGUUCACGUGCAAACCAUUGUGCCAUCUUCCAGCCUGCCUACAGACCGAGCACCAUGGAAUGGUGCAGUGACAGUACUCGAGCAAACUGCUGACAAGGGGGCACUUCAUUUGUAAAGGACCUGUGCAUGCUGUAUGGUUGAGCAGGAACAGCAGUUGCGCAAAUGAUAUGUUAAUGCACCAAGUCCUCAUGUUCUUUGGCCGAUGUACAUGUCUGGCGAUUUUAAUUAGGUGAAAAAUAAAGUGCGAAGCGGCUUCAAAAGUGUGCCCAUAGAUGACUGCUUCAGUUGGCUGCUGCAGGGGUCAGUUCUUUGCUCAAAUUAUUGCUAUGCAGCAUUUACUUUCUAAACAUGUUUUCAGCAUGUAGGUGCAUGCUCUUGUACAGACAUUCUUUGCCAUAUGCAAGUGUUAGGUAGAGGUGUAACUUGAAAGCUUAUCAAUAACUCAUGGAACAGUAGGUGUGGUAAAACCUCAGUAGGAGACUUACCAGUCAUCAUAUCGUCAUAGGCAUGAGACCAUUAGGGCUUGCUCCUAAAAUGUGCAUGUUCAUUGCUGUACAUCAGACAUGGUGCCUUGUUGCCUUUCCUUUCACUCCUUGGAAAGAAUCGCCUUCAAUGGGUAAAAAUUUACUGAAUUGGUAGGGAAGACACCUGUGGACACUUGGACUAAGUGUAAGCACUCUCUGUAAACCCUGUAAUUUGUGACCAGAUCUUAAAGGGGUACUGACACGAAUAUUUUCAGUUGUAAUUUUUUUGUGUCAAAUGAAAGGUCAAGCCCUCAAGAGCCUAGAAAAGGUAGUGCUAAAUGCGAAAGCGCCCUGAAAAAGUAAUUACAGUAUGUUUUUAAAAGCUAGUUUCGGUUCCUAUUGUACCCUGACGUCACAACACAGUAUGAGCUUCUCGUCACGUGCUCACACAAUAUAUAGUGACGUUUUUACGGCUGCUCCGCACCGUGGCUACGUUGGCGACGCACAAGCGGCCAUUUUGGAAGUUUUGAUGAUGCACAAGUGGCCAUCUUGGAAGUUUUGGUACCUAACGUCAUCACAACUAGCCAGACUGCUGCGUGAAGUCACCAGAAUUUGUAUUGUAGCCUGACGUCAAGCUAGUGUCGAUGUCAGUAGGUGCGCCAUGGAAAAAUUGACUUUAAUAUCAAACUGAAAUAUCUUAUCGGCAUUUGCUGAGCUUCACACUUGCUCCGAGCCGUCUCUGCAUACAGGAGAUUUGUAUGGCAGAGUAAACUCGCCUUCAAGAAAAGGUGUCAGUAACCCUUUAAAAGGCACCUCACCAGACCCCACUGUGAAUUUUUUUGUCUAUGAAUUUAUGGAUGGAGGCUAUGAGCAUCCCCUUAGUAAGGGGCUUUGAUCUGUGAGCCACCAGGCUCUAUCGUUAAUUUUGCCUACUACUUUGCCUGCCUGUGUUAAGGAGAAAAGAAAGAACCUAUAAUUUUGUAGCUUUACUUUCUGCGUUUUAUAAUAGAGUAACUUUAGUUUUCAUGCUAUUCUGUUUAUCUUUCUGCCACUGAUCGGCUAAUAGUCUUUUACUGAUCUGUAUUGCAGAGUUGUGAGGCACUGUCUAGGGAGCAUUUUUCUGAAAUUUUUUCGAAUGUUUCAAGGCAUUAGAAGAAAUCCUACUGUCCUGUUAUCGUGAUACAAUGAGGCAAGAGUUGCUGUCACCAGAAACCUGCAUACUUUUAUGUAAGUGCUUGUAAAAGAACCACAUGUGGUCCAAAUUAUUCCAGGGUUUCACCACCGUGGUGUGCCUCAUAAUCAUAUCAUAGUUAUGGCAUGUUAUACCUCAGAAGUAAUGAUUAUGUUGUGGCACCACUGCACACUCCAUAUUGGACCAUGGUCAGUUACGUUGAAAACAGUGCUUUUUGUUUGGGGCAUGUGUGUCUAACUUUAAGGGCGCAGGGUAAGCCCUAUAUGUCCCAUGCAUUUUUGACCAUUUUGUGGUACCGUUUUCUCAGUGACUAAAAGGGAUAUCCACAUAACACAUAUAUAAUUUUCUUCCGAAUUUACAGCUCUUUUAACUGAAGCAGAUUUAUUUAAAUCUGACUAAUAUUAGGAUUUUAGGGAAUUUUUUACCACUAGGACCUAAAUAUUGAGUUAAUUUGCAUCUUUGAAAAUCUGGAACACAGAAACUGUAAAGUAUAUCAUUUCAAUUCUGCUUCAGUAAUUGUGUGCAUUUAUGCAGAAUACAACAAAAAAUAAACUGGUUAUCUGAGAAUACGUAGGAAAUAAUAGUACCUAAGUAAUAAAAAACAUGGUUUUGAGGUAAUUGAGUUUGAAGUUAGAAAACAGCUGAAAAGCAAACAUACUUGGCCACAAACGCCAUUAAACUAUUUUAUUUAGUAGCUACAAGCUUGGUAAUCAUUGCCAAAGUUAAUUUUUCUCUUUGGAGCCUCUCGUCUUGCUUGCCUUGCUUCUUUUGUGAGCUCUCCUGCAGCUCUAUCUGCAAUGUAUCAUUGAUUGUGGUGAAUAUUUUCAAGCAGAUUGACUGUAUAUUGACCAGGCUUCAAUCCUAAUUAUUUCAGAAUUUUGACUCGUGCGAUACUGCCAUCAUUAAACGAAAGAACAACAUCCAAUGUCGCAAUCCUUAACUCUGAAGCAUAAACAAAGACUGCAAGAACUCUGCGACGCAAUUCCCAUUAGCUCAGCACUUGCACCACACUGUUUGCACACGCAGUUCAGUCUAAUUGCAUCACAAAUAAUAUUUAUGUCCAUUAAAGCAUACCCGUUGUCACCCUGCACGCGAUUCACCUUGAAGGACACUGAAAAGGCUGAGAGGUUCAACGAUGAAGAGCUUGCUGGUUCAGCGUUCAGUACCGCAGUACGUCACCGGCAUUUAUUCACAUUUAAAGGAGAACUGUAUUGGUUGUCUCGAAAUUUACACUUGCUGAAGACCUUCUUUACCUUCAGCAUCCGAACAUAUUGACGGGCAUGACAGACACAAGGUGUAAAGAAGCUAGGAGCUGAAAGUGUUCAAACAGAUGCGCUCCGAAGAUUACGUGCGAAUUAAAAGGUGCACAGUGUCUUUGGACUGCCAUAGAAGUUACCCGACAAUUUCCUAUACACAGCUGACUCUAGACAAGCACUUUAACUGUCGUACACAAAGUUUUUUUUUUUUAGAAUAAUGGACCGUAAGCAUGGAGUGCAUACGAGGGGCUUGUCUUAGGGUGCAUGUUCACUCAUUACUUGUUUUUGAAAAAACUGGUUUUCAGCCACAAAAAUAGUUGGGAAAAGUAUGAAUGUGGAAAAUAUGCAAAAAAGGACACCCUUCCCAAAUUGCAAAGGAAAAAAAAAAAGUUUUUUCUUUUUAAUUUUGCCUUACUCUGUGCCCUAAACUCUCUUGAUGUAUGGCUUCCUUGAAGAAAAGGGUGUGCAGUCUUCUGUUUAGCUUCAUAACGGUUCGCGCUACCAGGCGAUGUAAGGACAAGUACAAGCAGGGCCAUACAAAGCGCCUUGCAUCAGUUUCUAGCAGCACGAACAGUCAUGGUCUUGCCAACUAGCCCCCAUAGCAGCUUUACUUGUGUUUAAAUUUUCUGCAGUUUCUGUGCCACAUAGCUGUGUUAUACUUUUCAGAGCACUGAGCAAUCUACGUGCUGCACUUGCUUGUCUGCAAAGCCCAAACCUGGCGAGACUCGCUUUGCUGACAGCGAAACCAUACUUAGCCAUCUCUGCUUGUCAGAUGGGCCUGGGUGAGUGAGCACCAGUUGCAGUUCUCUGCUGCCAAGCACAAUGUUACAGGCCUGUAAGCAAUGGGAGCACAAUGCAGAAAUCCUUCGUGUACUUGUUUUUCACUUAGAGAAUGUCAGGUGGUGAAGAUUAGUGUGGAGCCCAGCUGUUGCUUGGGGACAUUAAACUUUAUGAAAUGAUCAA